Molecule: messenger RNA, 1502 nt
Organism: Phaeodactylum tricornutum CCAP 1055/1
Lineage: Eukaryota; Bacillariophyta; Bacillariophyceae; Surirellales; Neidiaceae
Exons: 3
Coding region: 1-1416 (471 amino acids)
Biological process (GO): transmembrane transport
Molecular function (GO): nitrate transmembrane transporter activity
Source: RefSeq, a predicted model, not a curated record
AUGUCGGAAACUGACAAGCCAACUAUCGUAGAAGCCGGUGAACCUGUUGAAUGGAAGCAGUACAGUACGUACAGUAUUAAGACCGACCCCGACCAAGAUGAUAAGGCUACAGAAAUCAAACUGUGCAGCUUUGCCCGGCCCCACAUGCGAGCUUUCCACUGUUCUUGGUGGUGUUUUUUCAUUGCCUUCUUCAUUUGGUUUGCCAUCGCCCCCCUUCUCUCCGAAAUCAGAGACGAUAUUGGCAUCACCAAACAGGAUGUUUGGACUUCGUCGAUUGUCGGAGUCGGCGGAACAAUUUUGAUGCGCUUUAUUAUGGGACCCAUGUGUGAUAAAUACGGUGCUCGUAUUUCUCUUGAUUCUGUCGUUCGCUUCUAUUCCUACGGCAUCGCCACCGGACUCGCGGUCUUGCGUCUGUUCAUUGGUGUUGCUGGUUCUACCUUUGUUCCUUGCCAGUAUUGGUCGAGCCGUAUGUUUUCGAAAGAAGUCGUUGGAACAGCUAAUGCUUUGUGCGGUGGCUGGGGAAAUCUGGGUGGUGGAGUCACACAGCUUGUCAUGGGAUCUGCCCUCUUCCCGCUGUUCAAAAUUUUCUUUGACGGCGACUCAGAAAUGGCCUGGCGAACAGUUUGUGUUAUCCCAGCCAUUAUUGCCAUGGCAUCUGGUAUUAUUGUGUAUCGUAUCAGUGACGAUGCUCCGAAGGGAAACUACGUUGAUAUGAAGAAGCAUGGUACCAUGCCUGAAGUCUCAGCUGCUGCCUCAUUCCGUUCAGGAGCAUUGAACCUCAAUACAUGGGUCUUGUUUGUACAGUAUGCGUGCUGUUUUGGAGUGGAGCUGACUAUGAACAAUGCCGCGGCUCUGUAUUUUAAGGACGAGUUUGGUCAAUCGACAGAAUCUGCUGCUGCAAUUGCUUCCAUUUUUGGAUGGAUGAAUCUUUUUGCUCGCGGUCUCGGAGGCUUUACAAGUGAUAAGGCCAACGCCAAGAUGGGAAUGCGCGGACGUCUUUGGGUACAAACUAUUUUUCUUGCGCUCGAAGGUGCCCUUGUUCUGGUAUUUGCUCAGACUGGAUCGCUGGUUGGAGCCAUUGUUGUCAUGAUUUUCUUCUCCUUGAACGUCCAAGCCGCUGAAGGCGCUACUUAUGGAAUAGUUCCCUAUGUCGACCCCGCCUCUACUGGAUCCAUUUCCGGUAUCGUGGGAGCUGGAGGUAACACUGGUGCCGUCUGCUUCGGACUCGGAUUCCGUCAGCUCAGCUACGAAAAAGCAUUUAACAUUAUGGGGUAUUCCAUCCUUGCGUCAGCCUUCAUGUCAGCUUUAAUCAACAUAAAGGGGCAUGCAAGUAUGUUCUGGGGUAAGGAUGAAAUUAUCGAAAAGGGAAUACUUGCUGUUCCUAUGCCAGAGGCUGAAGAAGAGAUCGAAGCCUAGAGUCUCCUGGUUGAUUUUGUCCAUUUCCCCCGACUAUUUCCUUCAACAUCUUAUUCUUAAAGUUACUUAUUUUCUUUUCUACACUA